UAAUAAAAUACAAAUUUGAUUGUAAUCCAUUCAAGAUUUCAUCGAACAAUGAAUGUUGAAUUCUUUUGCAACAUUUUUGAAAUAAAGCUGUGCCAAAUCCCGAAGGUAUUUCCCCGGCCUUGAUCUCGGCAAGAUGUAAGAGUAUGAAAAGUUCAGUUCAAAAGUUCACCCGAACUUAACCAUUCCUUAUUUGCUAUAAAUAUGUAUAUGAGUAAUUAAUGCCUUAUAACAUAAGCAACAACAACGAAGCGACCGAUCUAUUGUGAAAGGGUCGAGUAGGGAUGCUAAUUUAUUUAUAUAGAAAUUUAGAGAUAUAUUGCAUAAUGCAUUUCAAAUUUUGCUAAUAAUUAAAAAAAGUGAAACUACCACUAUUUUGUUAAACUUACUACUAUCUAUAAAGUUUCUUUUUUUAUGUGUAAAUUACUUUUCUAUUUGAUUCAAUCUAUUUGCCAUUUAAUGUGACUAUUUUAUGGGUUAAAUAAACCGUUUGAAACCUUACUGCAUUUACACAAAAUUGAUGAUUUGUUGUCUUUCAGUAUUUCUUCAGUAAUCAUUUCGAACAUUCGUUUUUGUGUGUUUUAUAGUGAACAGGAAAUUUAUUGUUGAAUUAUGAAAUUAUUUGUGCGCAGUUUAGUUGAAACUUCAGAUGAUGAAGAAGAUGAAGAAGUGAGUGAGGACGGAUCCCAAGAUGAUUCGGAUGAAGGUGAAGCUGAAGACGAUACUGAUGAAUCAAAUGAAGAUGAGCACGCUUCAGACAAUACUGACAUUGAGAAAGACUCUGGAGCAGAGAAUACAGCAGGGAAGCAGACGAUUAAAAAUGCAGGCAACUCUGAAGCAUCCUCAAGUAGUGAGGUCGAUACUUUAUUCAAAGGUGUUAAUGCUAUACAGAAAAUCUAUGGUAUAAAAGAAGAGCAACCAAUGAAAGGUCCGAAAUUCAAUGUAGCCAAGUCUCCAAGCAAGACGAAGCCUAUGGCGAAUGGCGUAAGUUUGCCCGCGCGCCUCAAAAAUGUCAGUACCGAGAUCAUGGUUCUUGCUGCAAUACGAAGUCUAAACGAGCGUGGCGGUUCCUCGGCCAUUGCCAUAAAAAAAUACGUGAUGAACAAUUAUCCCCAGUUAGACGGACCACGGACAUUGAAACUAAUUAAGAACUAUAUUAAGAAAGCUUUGGUUAGUGGAAAGCUGGUACAAUCAAAGGGUACUGGGUUGGGUGGUUCAUUUAAGGUGUCCCCAGGUACAAAUCGCUUGGAAGAGCAAAAAGAGCGACAGAAUCGGAAAAAGUUAGUUAAAAAACCUAAAAGGGAUCAAGUAGCUGCUGACCCAGUAAAGAAACAAUCCAAAGCGGCAGCAAAAAAAAUCGAAAAAGGAGAGAUAAAAUCAGCAAAAGUGACAAAGAACGCAAAAGCCAAAGGUUCCAAAAGUGCGAUAAAAUUGAAAGACGGAAGUGAAUCAGCUACGAAGAUGCCAAAAAUAUCCGCUGCCCUAAAAGCAACCGAUCCACAACCCGCGAAGAAAACGGCAAAGGCGAAAGAAGCACCUCUUGCUAAUGGUAACCCGGGGAAAAAAACCAAAGGGGCCAAACAAAACAAAACUGAAAACGUGGAUUCUACCAGCAAAGAAACAAGCAAAAAUAAUAAUCCGGUAGCUCCCAACUCGGCGACUGCUGUAACGAAAGAUGAGAAGGGGAAAACAGCAUCGGCAUCGAAAAAGAGAGAAACCGGCAAAGGUAAAACUACUGCUAUGGAAAAUAUCGAAACGGGCUCGGGAGACGCAGAUGCCGUGAAGCCCAACAAGAAGACCACAGCAAAGAAAGUCAAGGCAAAAUAACAACUGUACAAAGCGAAGGGUAUGCUUAUAAUUUUCACGGUUUCUUCUGGAGAUAAUUAAGUAUCUAUUAUGUAGUUUUGAUAUCAUAUCUUAUGUGAAUGGUUACACUAUUGAAGUUUUACAAUAAACACUCCAUUUUGAUGAGAGUUUUAUUGGAUAUUAAUUAAUAAAUAUAAUAAUAAUAUGCAUGAA
Molecule: messenger RNA, 2016 nt
Organism: Bactrocera oleae (olive fruit fly)
Lineage: Eukaryota; Metazoa; Arthropoda; Insecta; Diptera; Tephritidae
Product: histone H1-I
Biological process (GO): nucleosome assembly
Cellular component (GO): nucleosome
Molecular function (GO): DNA binding; structural constituent of chromatin
Source: RefSeq, a predicted model, not a curated record